AGCAAAACAUAUAACCUCAUACAUCACUCACUCAAUCUUAGUUUGUAUAACGGUACGAGUAAUGGCUACCAAUGUGUUCGGCAAGCCUGUGACAGAGGGAACUAGGACGGAGAGAGCACUCGAGGCUUUAAACAAUCCAAACGUAGAUGGAAAGCGUGAUGUGGCGCUAGCCUAUGUUAGGCGACUAAAAGCAAACUGGGGGAAUGGAGUUUCCACACUAGGUAUCUUUUAUAAUGCUACGGGUGAGACCUUGACUUUUACUCAAGAAAACUCGUCGUAUGGGCAGAUCGAGGGUCCGUAUCCCACCAGGGUUCAGAACGGCCAGUGGGGUGCGUUUUUUCAUACCAAAAAACCUGUUGUGGCUUCUGGCUCUGUUGGGUUUGUGGUAUAUCGUGUCAGGGUCAGUGAUACAACGGUCUGCAACCCGCUAAUUGCUUGGUCAGUCCCGUGGAGCCAAGUGAGCUAUAACAAUCAGGCCUAUUGCGACGUCUUUGAUGAGGGAAAGGUUGAUUCCACUGAGAAGAUCUACCAGAAGAUGGAGGAUGUUGAUAGCCGACAAUAUGUUUCUAUUAAGUUAGGAAUGAUGGUGACAUCACAAAUUGAGACGGGCACUUCUCCUGUGUACGAAGCAGAAUUUACCCGUGAAGAUGUUGCAGCCAAGAAGAAAAUUGCAGACCAACAAGAUGUUGAAGCUUCACCAUCUACUUAAUUAAUAAAAACUGCAAUAGUAAUCAAUAAAUAAAUAAAUAAUUCCACGUGUUUGUGGUGUCGAUGUUACAAAUAAAUAUGCACCUUAUAUACAUACAUACAUGUAUAUACUUUGUGCAUAAAUUAAGCCUGUUUUUAUCUUGUCAUAAGAAAUGUAGUCUUGUUCUGUUUGCUUAUAUAUUUGAAUAAGAAGGAUGUACCUUUUAUUAUUCCUU
This is a messenger RNA of Helianthus annuus (common sunflower), 923 nucleotides long. RefSeq names its product 23 kDa jasmonate-induced protein. Lineage: Eukaryota; Viridiplantae; Streptophyta; Magnoliopsida; Asterales; Asteraceae. The coding region runs from base 62 to 709 and encodes 215 amino acids. The transcript has 2 exons. The record is from RefSeq and is a predicted model, not a curated record.